Messenger RNA from Gryllus bimaculatus (two-spotted cricket), 252 nucleotides. The record is from the annotation of a GenBank genome assembly. NCBI's taxonomy places the organism in Eukaryota, Metazoa, Arthropoda, Insecta, Orthoptera, Gryllidae.
AUGACGUCGUCGGGGAAACUAUUUCUCGCGAAGGCGGCGGUGGCGGAGGCGGCUGCUGCGGUGAUGACGACGGACAUGAUUCCAUUUCGAUCCUGCAUCAUUUUGAACGACACUACAUUGAUAGCUGCAUGUUUCUACAAGUACAAACGACCUGUGGAACAACUAUCACGAAAAAGAAAACGCUAUGGAAUAUUACAUAAUGAAACAUGUGGAACCUAAACAACAGAGACUUAAACUGGAUGGGCCGAGGUC